AGUAACCAGCGAGAACAUGAGGUUCCUUAUUGUAUUUUCGUCACUGGCUGUAGCCGUGCUUGCUCGCCCCGGCUACGAGCACGGCCCCGACGUGCACCACCAGUAUCAGUACCACGGCCCGCCCGCACCCCUCGGCCACGACGGCCGCGUUGUCGACACGCCCGAGGUCGCCCACGCUAAGGCCGCUCACUUCCACGCCUUCAGCGAGGAGCUGUCCAAGGCCUCGCACCACGGCCCGAUCCUGCACCACGAGCCGGAGAUCCACCACCACCACGAGCAGCACCAUCACGAGGCGCCGGUGCUGCACCACGCCGCCGCCUACCAUCACGAGCCCGAGCACCACGUCUAUCACGGACCCCCGGCUCCCCUCGCUCACGACGGUCGCGUGAUCGACACCGCCGAGGUCGCCCACGCCAAGGCCGCGCACUUCCACGCUUACGCCGAGGAGCUGUCGAAAGUGGCGCAUCACGGCCCGGCGUUGCACCACGGCGCCGACUUAGGCCAUCAUCUCUAUUAA
Trichogramma pretiosum is the source of this 517-nucleotide messenger RNA. RefSeq names its product histidine-rich glycoprotein-like (gene Cpr92F). The record is from RefSeq and is a predicted model, not a curated record. The transcript has 2 exons. Lineage: Eukaryota; Metazoa; Arthropoda; Insecta; Hymenoptera; Trichogrammatidae. The coding region runs from base 17 to 517 and encodes 166 amino acids.